Molecule: messenger RNA, 2313 nt
Organism: Chara braunii
Lineage: Eukaryota; Viridiplantae; Streptophyta; Charophyceae; Charales; Characeae
Source: the annotation of a GenBank genome assembly
CCCGCAGUUCGUGACCUCAUUCGAGAGUACCACGACGUUUUCCCAUCGUCGUUCUCGUACACUGGCAUCCCACCGAUGCGCGACGUCGAGCACUCCAUCCAACUUGUGUCUGACUAUCGUGUUCACCACCAGGCAUCCUACAGACUCUCGAUCCCCGAGGCCACCGAACUCAAGCGUCGGCUUGAGGAGCUCAUGAGACUGGGUUUCAUUAAACCCAGCAACUCCCCGUGGGGUGCACCCGUCCUCUUUGCUAGCAAAGCGGAUGAAACUCUCCGUCUCUGCAUCGACUAUUGCGGGCUCAACCGCUACAUGGUUAAGAACAGCUACCUCAUGCCUCGUUCCGACGAGCUGUUCGACCGCCUAGCAGGCAACCGUUUCUUUACGAAGAUUGAUCUUCGUAGCGGUUACCAUCAGAUCCGCGUCACUGCAGCCAACCAGCCGAAGACAGCGUUCCGAUCGCGCUUCAGCCACUACGAGUUCAUUGUGAUGCCAUUCGGCCUCACCAACGCACCCGCUACCUUCCAUAGGGCGAUGAACGACAUCUUCAGGGACAUCCUGGAGCAGUACGUUCUCGUCUGCCUCGACGACAUCCUGGUCUACAGUCGUACCCUUGAGGAGCACCGCAGACACCUCUGCGACCUCCUUGACCGCUUGCGCAGACAUGACUUUUACGCCAAGCUGAGCAAGUGGCACUUUGCACAGCACAAAGUGGAUUUCUUAGGACACUACGUGUCUGACCAGGGUCUCCACAUGGACGGCGCGAAGAUCACUGCUAUCGCGGAGUGGCCCGUCCCCACAUCCGCCAAGCAGCUUCGCAGCUUCCUAGGCCUUACCAUCUACUAUAGUGAUUGUCCAAAAGCCUUCUAUUCCCGUCAGCUUCUGCCCGCCAAGAUAAACUACACUGCUGAUGAACGUGAGGUUCUCGCAGUAGUUUAUGCCACUCGGCACUGGCGUCACUACCUGCACGGGGCACCGUUCACGGUGCGUACGGACAACUCUGUUGUCCAAGCUUUUCUGACAAAACUGAAGCUCACUCCUCGACAGGCUCGCUGGUGGCGCAACCUAUCCGAGUUUAGUUUCACCACUGAGCACAUCAAGGGUGAGACUAAUCGGGUCGCAGAUGCCUUAUCCCGGCGCCCUGACCACGACCAGGAACAGAUCCAGCUCUCUUCCAUCUCGGUCACCACCGUCCACCACUCGGUGAUCGACGAGUUUCGCACUCAGUACCGUCACUGCCCUGACUAUCGCGACAUCCACACGACCCUUCGGAGUGGCAAGACCGUCCCGAACUACUCUCUCGGGGACAGUUAUCUUGUGUACUGGCAUGAUUCACAGGGCACCAGAGAGCCCCGUAUUUGCGUUCCCUCCACUGGACAACUACGUGUCCGAGCAGUAGCAGAGUUCUAUGACCAGGCAGCCGCUGGUCAUAUGGGCUUCCACAAGACGUUGGCUCGUGUGAGCCGCCUGUACGUCUGGCCGAAGCGCAAGGACUUUGUGAAGGAUUACGUCGCAGAGUGUCCCACCUGUCAGGAGGUGAACAGUGCGAACGACCUUCCUUAUGGUUUGCUCCAGCCUCUUCCUAUCCUAGAGGGUCGUUGGCAGUCCAUCUCGAUGGACUUUAUCGGUCCUCUUCGUCCUCCGAACCCCACCGGUCAUAAUGCUAUCCUGGUCGUCGUCGACGGUUUCAUGAAGCGUGCACGCUUUGUUCCGUGCCGCUAUGCCAUCAGUGCAUGUGAGGUCGCCGACAUCGUGUUUGACCGAGUCGUGCGUGACCACGGCUUACCUCUGAGCAUCAUAUCUGACCGUGACCCUCGUUUUACCAACCGAUUCUGGCGACGGCUCCACGAGGUGUACGACACUCAGCUCCGCUUCCCCUCNCCUCUGAGCAUCAUAUCUGACCGUGACCCUCGUUUUACCAACCGAUUCUGGCGACGGCUCCACGAGGUGUACGACACUCAGCUCCGCUUCCCCUCAUCUUACCAUCCUCAGACUGAUGGUCAGACCGAGAUCAUGAACAGGGCUCUCGGAGAUAUUCUCCGAAAGAUUGUUUGUGAUGACCAGCAGUGGAAUCUCCAUCUUGCCCACGCGGAGAUAGCCUACAACCACGCCGUCUCGCCAGCCAUGGGAUGUCGCCUUACUAUUGCGACCUCGGUUAUCACUCUUGUGUUCCCGCGGACUUCCUUUGACCGUCACAGAUGCACCCCGACACGAGUUGUCCUGUGCUGGAUGAUUGGGUUGCACAUAUGACGUCGAUCAUGAAAACCGCACAUGAGCACAUAACCGUUUCCCAGACUCGCAUGGCAGCACGUGCGA